Molecule: messenger RNA, 459 nt
Organism: Miscanthus lutarioriparius
Lineage: Eukaryota; Viridiplantae; Streptophyta; Magnoliopsida; Poales; Poaceae
Source: the annotation of a GenBank genome assembly
AUGGCGGCAAUUCUGCGUUCUUCAGUGAUUCAGACAGUUCGUCGUGCCUUCUUAGGGUCAGGGAAGGGGACCCUCUCUGUUCGUGCUCUCCACACUUGUCGCAGCAACCGAACGGCGCUAGUUAAGGGGCUCAAGUCAAAUAUAUCGUUGCCGCAUCUGGAGCAAUGGUUGGUUUCAAUAGCCGCUGUUGACUCGACACCGGCCACCGGCGGCGGCUCCAACGCAGCUGACCGCGCCACUACUGACCCUGAAAUCCCCCCUCCCGCAAUCCCGCCUAGGCGCCUUCCGGUCACAGAGCCCUGCGUCGUCCCUCGGGCCCCGUGUCCGAAGGCCGACGCCUGGCCCCGCCUGCUCUUUGCCUUUCGCUGUGCCGCUGCAUCGGUCCUUCAUGGGCUCAUCAUUCUGGGAGCGUGCGGCCAUCCGCAGUUCAGCAUCGCCGUGCCGUGCCUCCUGGGUUAG